Molecule: messenger RNA, 2986 nt
Organism: Manis javanica (Malayan pangolin)
Lineage: Eukaryota; Metazoa; Chordata; Mammalia; Pholidota; Manidae
Gene: DRC10
Product: dynein regulatory complex subunit 10
Molecular function (GO): protein binding
Source: RefSeq, a predicted model, not a curated record
UGCCAGAGACAUUAAAGCAGGAGACCUACGUAGUCUACCAAAGUCUCACUCUCCCAGAGUGUACAAAGCUGAAGAAGAAGACUGCUCAUAGAUGGCUUUAGAUGUCCUCACUGUGGCCCACAUCAACAGGAUAAAGCCGAUGGCAGAGCCAUCCAAAAAGCCACCCUCCCCACUAAACCCCUUGGUCCCAUCCAAGACCAAACUCACCACCAUUGAGGCCAAGAGGAUCAUGUCCGUGCUGGACGAGACCAUCCACAAGGUGGAGUUGGCAACCCUGCUGUCAUAUGUAGCGUCCAAUCAGGAGGCUCUGGAGGGGAUGUUGGGAGAGGACAUCGUGAAGGCAGUGAGAGAGCACGAGGCUCUCUGCCAGAUCCUCCUGGACAAUGUCAAUUACCUGCAGGAUGAAGAAAGAUGGCUACAGGAGGAAGAAGAGUUUGAGGAGGGAGGGUGGCUCAGAGACCACCUCUUCUCCGUGGAACUACAGAAACCCAACCUCCUGCCACUUAUGCAACAGAUCAGAGAAUCCACUAAGAACUCCCUGAGACUCUUGCUCAAUAACCCACAGGCUGCUAGCCUCUUGCAGAUGCAGACACAAGGCAGAAGUGCAGAAGCCCAAAGAUUUAUUGAUAGCCUGAUGGAACUCCGGGGUUUCCUGUUUGAGAAGCUACUCACCAGUCCCAUGGAAGCCAGAGACAGGGCUCAGUUCAUGCAGGAUAUCAGUAAACGGAUUUGGAGGAACCAAGAAGUCACUGAUGCUCUUGAAAGUGAAUUAGCAGUGAACAUAAGGAACAGGGAUAUAGAGGUGGAAAAAGAGAACUUUGUGAUCCAAGAACUGAAGAACCACCUGCACCAGUUGCUCAAGUUCUCAGAGAAAAGCCUCCUUCACACUAAGCGGGAGGCCGAAAGGCAGCAGAAGGCUGACUUCCGGGCCUCGCAGGCCAGGGUGGCCAAGAUGCAGCAGGAGGUCCAGCUGCUGCGCUCACAGUUCCACAGCUUGGUCAUGGAGAACUGGGAGGCGGAGCAGGCACUGAGGAAGAAAAAGUAUAAAGUGGAGACGGAAAUUGAGAACUGGAUCCAGAAAUAUGAUACGGACAUGGGUGAAAAGCAGGACGAGUACGAGGAGCUAGACGUUAUACAUGAGGAGGAGAAGGCCCAGCUGGAGGAGCUGAAGCAGAGGCGUGACAUGCUGGCAGAAGAGUUCGCCCAGAUCUGGGCAGAGCAGGAGAUCAACUCCAAGAAGAGGAUGGAGGCUGAGCAAGAGAUGGUGCGCAUGGUGAGGGCCGCCACGCUCAUCCAGUCUGUAUGGAAGGGCUACCUGGUCCGCUCCAUGCUCAAGUCUAAGAAGAAGAAGCGGAGCAAGACUAAGGAUAAGGGCAAGGGCAAGGGCAGGGGCAAGAAAUGAGCCCUUCCCGAGAGCCCCACUCCCAUCCCUGUGCAUUCAGCACUCCCCUCACCUCCCAGAGAGCAGGCCAGGCAGCCACUGGGAUGGGGAGUCCUGCAGUUCAUGGCUUUAACGAUUGUUCUCAAUGAAUAAGCAGUUUAAACCACAUCCCACAAAUAAAUCUCGUUUUACUCAGGGCUGUUGGCUGUUGAAUGCAUACUUGAAGGUGCCCUUUUAUGAGGGGAGCAUGCAGGCCCCAGUGUCAGCACAUAACCAUUCCUUCUUUAGCUUCAGGGGGGUGCCAGACCCUGGGCUGCAGCCCCCUUGGUCCCAGACCGGAUGCUGCCAUGGCUGCAAUGGACAUGUCACUCACCAGGGCAGUGGGCUUUGGGCUGUGGGUGACAGCUGCCUGCAGUGGGUGCAGGAGCAGGCAGAGAACCCCAGGAGGCACAGGGUUUCAGGCUGCCCUCAGCCCCUGCUCUGGGAUGGUCAGUCGGUCCACUUCUCCCACAUCCAGCACUGCGAAAGCUCAGGUGUCCCGAGGUUAUAAACCAGCAGCCUCACAUUGGCCCUAUUUGGUUUCCAGGUUGUUGAACUAUAAAUAUACUUUUUUAUUCAUUGCUGGCAUUAAAAAAAUCAGGGGCUAUCAUAUAGAAAUCCUGCUUUCUGCCUUUCCUAGGAAAACCUAAUCAUCCAGAUACCCUAGCUGUACAUGUCUUCUAGAACUGAGUAGCAGCAUACCUUUCAGAUGGCUGACACUGCAGGGUACCCCAGUCCCCACCACUCCCAACUGUCUUCCAGGCAUCACAACCUUGUGUUGAUUGUCCCAUUAUCAUCACAUGUGGUUUGUUGCUUCUCUUUUAGGGAGGAUAGGUGUUUCUGAACCUUGUCUAUUAAAACAUAGGGGAAGGGGAUAAAGGCAAAUAAGAGGUGGAUGUUUCAAGUAAAAACAAGGAGUAAAGGAACUUAUUGUGAAAGUUCUAGUAAGUUUAAAUGUUCUACACAUUUCAAAUGCAGUGUUUGCUGGCCUGCUUUGCUAAGCCUGCUGGACCCAUUAAGUGUCUGCAUGUAUGUCCCUGGUCCUGGCCCCCGUUGGUCCCUCCCAGACUGCUCCCCACAAGUGUCUGUUCUUUCCUUCGCAAAGGCAGAGCUAUAGAACCAAUCAUGGCUUACAGGUGGGUUCUCUGGAAUCCCAGUACUUUCUCUAAGUACAUUAGGGGAAAAUGGGGACAAGGAGAGGCCCAACCCCCACCCAAAUCCACCAGGAUGCUGGGAUUCUGGGUGCCACUCCAACUGAGCAAGUGCUUUGCCAUUUUCCUAAGCAACCUGAUCCCCGGUGGUGCGCCUGACCACUUAGGCCUCUGUCCUGAGUGCCAGAUGCACAUGUGACUUCCUGGCUAUCCCAGAUCUCUCUGCUUGGCAGUCCUAGCCACCGUUUUUACUGAUAUUGGGAAAUGUGUGUAUAUGAUUUCACAACAAUACAAACUCUAGCCCCAUUCUGAGCUCAGAACCAGCCAACCCACCAGUUUAGUCAGGUUGACUAGAUACAUGUGGGAGCCCCAUAUUGCUUGAGGGCAGUGUUCCUGAACCUCAGUGGCCCACUCA